AUGAGCCACAAACCCGCGGUCAACUCGACAAAUGAAAAACUAGCGCUUGCGUUCGACGACUUGGCGCACUACGAGUUCGAACACGGCGGGCAAAACACUCCCGUGGGUGCGUCAUACUCGAAGAUUGCAAGAGCAAUUCGCGACGCGACGGACGAAAUUACGAGCGGCGAGGACGCCAUGCAGUACCGCGAUAUUGGCCCCAAGACAGCCGCCAUGAUUGACGAAUACUUUGCAAGAGGAGAGAUUGCCAAGCCCCCAACCAAAGACGCAACGUCGCUUGGGGGGUCGCCCAGGGGCGGCAAGGUGGGGCACCAGCGCAGACGCAGCAAGAGCCGCAGUGACAGUGACGACGACGAAUCGAAGCGCCACAAGGAGCGUAUCGGCGAAAAGGCAAAGAACGCGAUGAAUCAAGGGAUGGCCAACGCAUUUGAAGAUUUGGCGGAGUUCGAGUUUAACCGGGGGCACAUAAGCGCGGGGGCGUCGUGCUCGAAAGUUGCUCGAUCCAUUCGCGACGCCAACGCGGAAAUCACAAGUGGGUUGGACGCAAUGGAACACGUGCGAGGCAUUGGGAAGAAGAGCGCUGUCAUGAUUGACGAGUACUUGAAGACGGGCAGGAUCGCGCCGAGUGACACUGCAAAAUACGUCGGAGAGGGAUCUGGUACUUAG
Molecule: messenger RNA, 666 nt
Organism: Aphanomyces invadans
Lineage: Eukaryota; Oomycota; Saprolegniomycetes; Saprolegniales; Verrucalvaceae
Exons: 1
Coding region: 1-666 (221 amino acids)
Biological process (GO): double-strand break repair via nonhomologous end joining
Cellular component (GO): nucleus
Molecular function (GO): DNA-directed DNA polymerase activity; DNA binding
Source: RefSeq, a predicted model, not a curated record